GGAGCAGAGAGCAGUCACAGAGGAGGCGGAGGAGAGAGCAUUCAAAGAGGAGGAGGGGGACCGAGCAUUCAAAGAGGAGCAGAGAGCAGUCACAGAAGUGGAGAACAGGGAAGAGGAGGAAGAAGUCGAUGGGAACACUGAUCCAGGGGCGUCCGGCAGCCUAACGGUUAGAGAGGUGAGCCAGCGACCAAGGAUUGCCAGUUUGAAUUCCGGGUCCUGCAGAGAAGUUGGUGCGUUGGCAGCCCCAGGAGGUUCCAAAACUCUGUCGGAAGGAGAGAUCUCCAACCCAGGUUCAGACAGUGAGCCCAGUUCCACAGCAUCAGGAAACCAUAAACAACACAGACAGAGGAACUCAAGACAGAAACAUCACCACUGCAUGGACUGCUUCACUAGUUUCUAUGAUCCAGAGGAGUUGAGAAGGCACACUUGUAGACCCCACCCCUGCUCAGAUUGCAGAGGCAGUGUUAUUUGUCCGACUCACCUCAAAUCAAAACAGACUCAGAAAACGAAGGCGACAUACCCGUGUGGUCAAUGUGGAAUGAGAUGUGAAACACCAAGCAAACUAAAGACGCACCAGAGAACUCACACAGGAGAGAAGCCAUACCACUGCACUGUUUGUGGAAAGGGUUGCAGUCAUUCGGACCAUCUAAAGACGCACCAGAGAACUCACACAGGAGAGAAGCCUUACCACUGCUCCCAAUGUGGAAAGAGUUUCAGUCAGUUAACAACUUUGAGAAACCACCACCUAACUCACACAGGACAGAAGUCUUACCUCUGCUCUCAUUGUGGGAAGAGUUUCAGUCAGUUAGCCAACCGAAAUACACACCAGUUAAUUCACACAGGAGAGAAGCCAUACAACUGCUCUCAGUGUGGGAAGGAUUUCAGAUCUCCAAGAGAAUUAAAGUCACACACGAGAACGCACACAGGAGAGAAGCCUUUCCACUGCUCCCAAUGUGGAAAGAGUUUCAGUCAGUUAUCAAGUCUGAAAAGACACCAACUAACUCACACAGGAGAGAAGCCUUACCUUUGUUCUCAAUGUGGGAAGAGUUUCACCACGUUAUCUGAACUGAAGCCACACCAGAUAACUCACACAGGAGAGAAGCCUUACCUCUGCUCUCAAUGUGGGGAUAGUUUCACCAGUUUAUAUUUCCUAAAGAAACACCACCUAACUCACACUGGAGAAAGGCCUUACCUUUGCUCUCAUUGUGGGAAGAGUUUCAGUCAGUUAGCCAACCUAAAUACACACCAGUUAAUUCACACAGGAGAGAAGCCUUACCACUGCUCUCAAUGUGGGGAUAGUUUCACCAGUUUAUAUUUCCUAAAGAAACACCAGCUGAUUCACACAGGUGGAAAGCUGUUCCAAUGCUCCCAGUGUGGUAAGAGUUUCAGUCAUUCAUCAACUCUGAAGAAACAUCAGAUAACUCACACAGGGGAGAAACCUUACCACUGUUCUCAGUGUGGAAAGAGUUUCAGUCUGGUAGGAAACCUAAAGAGACACCAACUAACCCACACCCCUUCCAUGUCUGAACCCAAGUCCCCGGGUUCUUACUGUGGUGUUCCAGGACAGAGAAGCUCACAGUGGGGUCCAGAGAUGGUCUUAGUGAAGCUGGAGGACUGUAGUCAUCCACUGGAACUCAAUGUGAUAGUCAAAGAGGAGGAGAGGGAAGUCAAGGAAGAGGUAGAGAUUAAAGAGGCGGAGGACAUGGCCCUCAAAGAGGAGGCGGAGGACAUGGCCCUCAAAGAGGAGGCGGAGGACAUGGCCCUCAAAGAGGAGGCGGAGGACAUGGCCCUCAAAGAGGAGGCGGAGGACAUGGCCCUCAAAGAGGAGGCGGAGGACAUGGCCCUCAAAGAGGAGGAGGCGGAGGACAUGGCCCUCAAAGAGGAGGAGGCGGAGGACAUGGCCCUCAAAGAGGAGGAGGCGGAGGACAUGGCCCUCAAAGAGGAGGAGGCGGAGGACAUGGCCCUCAAAGAGGAGGAGGCGGAGGACAUGGCCCUCAAAGAGGAGGAGGCGGAGGACAUGGCCCUCAAAGAGGACAUGGCCCUCAAAGAGGACAUGGCCCUCAAAGAGGAGGAGGCGGAGGACAUGGCCCUCAAAGAGGAGGAGGCGGAGGACAUGGCCCUCAAAGAGGAGGAGGCGGAGGACAUGGCCCUCAAAGAGGAGGAGGCGGAGGACAUGGCCCUCAAAGAGGAGGAGGCGGAGGACAUGGCCCUCAAAGAGGAGGAGGAGGCAGCGGAGGAGGAGAUGGUCACAGAAGUGGAGAACAGGGAAGAAGUAGAUGGUAACACUGACCCAGGAGAGAUCUCCAACCCAGGUUCAGACAGUGAGCCCAGUUCCACAGCAUCAGGAAACCAUAAACAACACAGACGGAAGAACUCAAGACAGAAACAUCACUGCAUGGACUGCUUCACUAGUUUCUAUGAUCCAGAGGAGUUGAGAAGGCACACUUGUAGGCCCCACCCCUGCUCAGAUUGCAGAGGCAGCUUUAUUUGUCCAAUUCACCUCAAAUCAAAACAGACUCAAAAAAGGAUUAUGACAUACCCGUGUGGUCAAUGUGAGAAGAUAUGUGAAACACCAAGCAAACUCAAGACGCACCAGAUAACUCACACAGGAGAGAAGCCAUACCACUGCACUGUUUGCGGAAAGGGUUGCAGUCAUUCGGAUCAACUAAAGACACACCAGAGAACUCACACAGGAGAGAAGCCUUAUCAUUGCUCCCAAUGUGGAAAGAGUUUCAGUCAGUUAUCUACUCUGAGAAAACACCACCUAACUCACACAGGAGAGAAGCCUUACCUCUGCUCUCAUUGUGGGAAGAGUUUCCGUCAGUUAGCCAACCUAAAUGCACACCAUUUAAUUCACACAGGAGAGAAGCCAUACCACUGCUCUCAGUGUGGGAAGGAUUUCAGACAUCCAAGAGACUUAAAGUCACACCAGAGAACUCACACAGGAGAGAAGCCUUACCACUGCUCCCAAUGUGGAGCGAGUUUCAGUCAGUUGUCAACUCUGAAAAAACACCAGCUAACUCACACAGGAGAGAAGCCUUACCUCUGCUCUCAAUGUGGGAAGAGUUUCAGCAGGUUAUGUGAAAUGAAGGCACACCAGAUAACUCACACAGGUGAGAAGCCAUACCACUGCUCUCAAUGUGGGGAUAGCUUCACCAGUUUAUAUUUCCAAAAGAAACACCAGCUGAUUCACACAGGAAAAAAGUCAUUUCACUGCUCCCAGUGUGGGAACAGUUUUAGUCAAUCAUCAACUCUGAAGACGCACCAGAUAACUCACACAGGAGAGAAGGCCUUCCACUGCCGUCAGUGUGGGAAGAGUUUCAGUCAUUUAUCAACUCUGAAGACUCAUCAGAUAACUCACACUGGAGAUAAGCCUCACGUCUGCUCUCAGUGUGGGAAGAGUUUCAGUCUGGUAGGAAACCUUAAGCGACACCAGCUAUCCCACACAGUAGAGAAGCCUUUCUGUUGCUCUCAUUGUGGGAAGGGUUUCAGUCAAUCAUCAGCUUUAAAGAAACACCAGAGAACUCACAGACAGCUUUAUUUGUCCAACUCACCUCAAAUCAAAACAGACUCAAAAAGGAGGAGGGUGUACUCAUGUGGUCAAUGUGGGAAGAGAUUUCAAACACCAAGCAAACUCAAGACGCACCAGAGAACUCACACAGGAGAGAAGCCAUACGACUGCUCUGUUUGUGGGAAGUGUUUCAGUCAGUCGAACCAACUAAAGACACACCAGAGAACUCACACAGGACAGAAGCCUUACCACUGCUCUCAGUGUGGAAAGAGUUUCAGUUGGUUACACAGCCUGAAGACACACCAGAUAACUCACAGGGAGAAGCCUUACCACUGCUCGCAGUGUGGUAAGCGUUUCAGUCUGGUAGGAAACCUAAAGAGACACCACCUAACCCACACAGUAGAGAAGCCUUACCACUGUUCUCAUUGUGGGAAGAGUUUCAGUCAGUUACACCAUCUAAAGACACACCAGUUAAUUCACACAGGAGAGAAGCCAUAUCACUGCUCUCAAUGUGGGAAGAGUUUCAGUCAUCCAAAAGACUUAAAGUCGCACCAGAGAACUCAUACAGGAGAGAAGCCAUUCCACUGCUCCCAAUGUGGAAAGAGUUUCAGUCAGUUAUCAACUCUAAAAAAACACCAGCUAACUCACACAGGAGAGAAGCCUUACCUCUGCUCUCAAUGUGGGAAGCGUUUCACCAGGUUAUAUCAACUGAAGGCACACCAGAUAACGCACACAGAAGAGAAACCUUACCACUGCUUGCAAUGUGGUGAUAGUUUCACCAGUGCAUAUUUCCUAAAGAAACACCAGCUAAUUCACACGGGAGAAAAGCCAUUCCACUGCUCCCAGUGUGGGAAGAAUUUCAGUCAUUCAUCAACUUUGAAGACACAUCAGAUAACUCACACAGGAGAGAAGACUCACCACUGCUCUCAGUGUGGGAAGAGUUUUGGUCAUUCAUCAACUCUCAAGACACAUCAGAUAACUCACUCAGGAGAGAAGCCUCACCUCUGCUCUCAGUGUGGGAAGAGUUUCAGCCAGUCAUCAACUUUGAAGAAACAUCAGAGAACUCACGCAGGAGGAAAGCUGUGUCAUCAGAGCUGAAGACACUAGCUUAUUCACAUAGGGGAGAAGCCUAAACUCUGCUGUCAAUAUGGGGAUAGUUUCACCAGUUUAUAUUAAUAAAAUAUAACACCAACUAAUUAUGACUAACAAUAACUUACCUGGUUACUUAAAGGGGGUUAAAACUUGCAAAGGAGUGUGGAACAUGCUGUCUGUGUGGAAAGCUUCGGUCAGUCAUCAGAUUUGAAGACACAGCAUUUAACUCGCACAGUAGAGAAGCCUUACUGUGUUCGGGAGUUGUUUGAAUAUUGUUUAUUGAAAUGAAGCUGCUAUGUUCACAAUAAGCCAUUAUCAUCAUAUCACUUUUUCAGGAAUCAGGAAUCAGGAAUCACCAAAAAGUCAGCACUGCAGAGAAAAGGCAGUUUUACAGAAACUGUAUGUAUUUUGUUGGUGCUUAAAACAGACAUGGCUUGUCAAUGUCAGUAUGUCCACUAUACAGCUGUCUUUUUGGGAAUGCAAUACUUUCUCUACCAGCAGACCUUCUGCAGCCACAACGGGCAAUUCAGUGAAGUUGUAUUUGCCAGUGUGGAAUCCAUAGCUAAUAUCUGUCCAUAGAGAAUCCUCAGUAAUCAGACAUCAUAUAUUCUAGUUGGAUUUCUAUAAUCACAUUUCUUUUUUAAGUUGAAAAAAAUUAUAUCAUUUAGUCACAAAAAAAUGUAUGCAAACAAAAUCUUCUAAUUAGAGGAAUAUAACCAAAAAUGAAUAAACAUAUUGUAUUUCAAUUACUCUG
Molecule: messenger RNA, 5357 nt
Organism: Oncorhynchus gorbuscha (pink salmon)
Lineage: Eukaryota; Metazoa; Chordata; Actinopteri; Salmoniformes; Salmonidae
Product: zinc finger protein 836-like
Biological process (GO): regulation of transcription by RNA polymerase II
Cellular component (GO): nucleus
Molecular function (GO): RNA polymerase II transcription regulatory region sequence-specific DNA binding; DNA-binding transcription factor activity, RNA polymerase II-specific
Source: RefSeq, a predicted model, not a curated record